Molecule: messenger RNA, 2151 nt
Organism: Synchiropus splendidus (mandarinfish)
Lineage: Eukaryota; Metazoa; Chordata; Actinopteri; Syngnathiformes; Callionymidae
Gene: tuft1b
Product: tuftelin 1b
Exons: 13
Coding region: 85-1317 (410 amino acids)
Biological process (GO): intracellular signal transduction
Cellular component (GO): intracellular anatomical structure
Source: RefSeq, a predicted model, not a curated record
CAGAACAGCUGACUCGUCUCUCAGCCAGCGCCACGGUGAGGAUGGAGAACACUACUUGAAAUAACAAAGCCCAAUGACAGAUCAAUGGAAGCGCUGUGGAGGACGUUGAAGCACGUGACCGGAGAGAAGAAGGCGCGCUGGUACCUGCCGGAGCGGUCAGAGGUCAGAGACGCAGCUGCCCAGAUGAGUUGUGGAGCACCGAGGAGAGAACAUGGCGACCACAACACUCGCCACAGACCUGAGCUGCAGAGACUCACUUUGGAGAGUCAGAGUCAAUCGGACGGAUCCGACUGGAACCACAAGCAGGAGAGCAGCAUUGCUGUGGUCCUGCCACAGAAAACACAAGAUCCGGACGAAGCACUCAUCACACCAACGGACGACAAAGCUAAAGUGAUCAAGGUUUUCCUCGAGAAUCGUCCUGAGGCAGCACAGAGCGUCAGGAUGUUGACAGAUGAGGUGUCUCAGAUCCAGGAGGUGAGGUACUGUCUGAAGACGCUGAGGGAGCAGAUGGCAGCUAAACAGAGCAUCAACAACAAAAAGUACCCAGCCAAUGGUUACCAUGUGAGCAUGCACAACAUCCACCCUGCUGUCACCAACGGCAACGCACUGCACGUCGAUCAAGAUUCUCAUGUGGAGAAUGAUGAGGAGAGCGCCACCCUCAGGCAAGCCACCAAACGUUUGUACGCACAGUUAAAGGAAAUGGAGAAGCGGCACCAGGAGGAGGUGGAAAGGCUUCAGGUGGAGAACAACAACUACAAAGUGCGAAUUGCAGAGCAAUCGAAGCGACUGAGACACACUGAGGAGCAGUCGGAGGAGAAGAGUCACCAGGUGGAGGAGCUGCAGAGGCUACUGGGAAGUCUGGAGCUUGAGAGUGGACUUCUGAAAGAGAAAGUAGCCGCAGGAGAGGCAGAACUCUUGCAGCUGAGGGCCGAGAGGGAGGAGGAGCCGUCGACAGAGAGAUGUGAAGAGCUGGAGAAGGAAGUGGCUGUGCUGAAAGAAAAGCUCCAUCACCUCGACGACAUGUUGAAGAGUCAGCAGAGGAAAGUUCGCCACAUGAUUGAACAGCUGCAGAACUCUCGCACCGUCAUUCAGGAGAGGGAGCGGUUCAUCCGGGAUCUGGAGGAGAAGAUGUCCUUCCUGGAGGCCGAGAACCGUGAGAUGCACGACCACAUGGACUACUUCCUGUCAGAGCAGGAGCCGCCCCCACUGACGUCCACGGAGAAGAAGCCACAAGUCAUUUACAGCAAGCAGCUCAUGCCCACUACACACAGCAGCAAGUCUCUUCCCUUCAUUAAGGUCAUCGAGAUCAAGUCCUAAAGCGCCAGCACUGACCCUCCCUGCCACAUCUUAGGUGCUGCUGCUGCUGCUGCUUCAGCACACGUGCGCCUCCAUGAUAGCCCUGAUGCAGACAACCCCCUCAUUUUCCUGAGUGGCUGACAGCGAAAUCCAAAAGCAGAGCCACCAAACUGCAGUUCAGGUGAAUAUUUACUGUUGAUGCCUGGCAAAAAGGACAAGACUACCACUACCCUCAAAGAACUUGACUUCAAACUCACCUCUGGACACCACACCUCUCACAUUCUCAACAUUUGGACCGGAGAAGAGUGAAAGGUCACGUCACCUCACGUCACGUCACCUGUUUGGACUCACAGUGAAGGAGCCGUCUGGAGGUUCCUUCUCGGAACGCGGGGAUGAACUGCCGACCAGCUGGAUUACAUUUAAUGCUGAACAGCAUAAAGUCAAGUCUCAGCUCCAGUGCAGGUUUGAAAGGUGGUUAGCCUUGGGUCGCCGUGUGAUGCAGUGAAAGAAUCUAGACAGUCAAAUCAGUGCUAUCAUGAUCAAACCUGAUGAAGUGGCCGGCAAGUGUAUUAAGUUUGAUGUAAAUAGGUGUGUAAAGAAUGUUAUUUAACCAGUUCUAGAGUUUGUCUAAGAGAUAGUUGUGAAUAGGAGCUGCUCCUCUGCUGCAGGUGAGAACUUCCGACACACAGGUGCGGAUGGCAACUUUGCUCAUACAGUGAGUUAUAGCAACCAUGAUGAUGUCACACAACUGUUACACUGACUCAUAACUUGAAUUCUCCGUCAUAACCUUAAACGUUAACUUGUAGACGUUUUCUGUUGCUUUUAUUUAACAUCAAUAAAGAAACUAUGCUCUCA